AUGAUCAUCACGGAAUCUAGCUUGAAUGCCAAAGCCGACCUCAUUGUUGCCGCUGACGGGCUCUGGUCAAAGUAUCGAGAGUAUUUCCUCGGCAUAAAAGAGCUUCCCUUACCAACUAGUGAUCUGGCAUACCGCAUUCUCUUACACUUAGACGAGAUUGACGACCCGCAGCUCAGAGACUGGUGCCAGACGACUUGCCAGAAGGAGUCAAGAGACAGACUGGAUAUGGUAAAGGAGGUGGACAAGUGGAAGCUGAUGCACAGGAGUGAGCUUCAGAACUGGGUCAACGAAGAGUCAAACCUCGUCUUUGUAGGCGAUUCAUGUCACCCCAUGCUGCCGUAUCUUGCCCAAGGUGCCAAUUCCGCGAUAGAAGAUGGUGCCGUUCUUGGGCGGCUCCUCGGUAAGAUCAAAAGUAAAGAUCAACUGCCGGGCGCCCUAAAGAUGUACGAAAGACUUCGAAAGAGCCGAGGAGAUGCCUUCGUGAAGGAAGCGUUUAGGCAGCAGCGCGACGCGUUUCAUAUGGAAGACGGCCCUGAAUAA
Molecule: messenger RNA, 540 nt
Organism: Fusarium vanettenii 77-13-4
Lineage: Eukaryota; Fungi; Ascomycota; Sordariomycetes; Hypocreales; Nectriaceae
Exons: 6
Coding region: 1-540 (179 amino acids)
Biological process (GO): secondary metabolite biosynthetic process
Molecular function (GO): monooxygenase activity; FAD binding
Source: RefSeq, a predicted model, not a curated record